This is a messenger RNA of Hippocampus zosterae (dwarf seahorse), 2807 nucleotides long. RefSeq lists its product as uncharacterized. The transcript is spliced from 7 exons. Bases 153 to 758 code for a protein of 201 amino acids. NCBI's taxonomy places the organism in Eukaryota, Metazoa, Chordata, Actinopteri, Syngnathiformes, Syngnathidae. The record is from RefSeq and is a predicted model, not a curated record.
CCCGGCAGGCAGCGGGAUGGUUCGCGCCCCUAACGGGAACUGUGACGUCACCGCUGCCCCCGAGCACUCGAGUUGAGAAAACGCAGUCAACCAAAAGGUGUCUUUCGCUCUCUGCCUCUGCCGAAAACUUUCGAGUUGCCGCAGAUUGCGUAAUGAUGGCAGAAACUGUUGCAUCGGAAUCCAGCACCGAGAACCCGCUGGUGACCGUCACGUUCCAGCGCGAUGCCAAUAGGAAGCAGAAGUACCUGGAGGCCGAGCCCAAAGCUCUCGGGAUCGCCCAGAUUCUCCUGACCGUGCAUCUGAUUUUGUGUGUGAGUAUAUUUCCACCCAAGCACCGUGACCGUGAGAAUAUCAUCCCUUUCAUCAUUGCAUCCAUUCUGGUGCUGAUCGCUGGCAGCGUCGCAAUAGCGGCAAAGAACCUCCACCUGCCGACGCUGAGGGCCAAUUUGGGGAUGCAGAUAUUUUCCUGCGCUGCCUGCUUCUUCAACGUGAUCUGGCUGGCGAUAGACAUCGAGACCUUCUAUCCACGUUGCUGGCUCUACGAACAGGCUGAAAAUGGCACCGCGCUUCAGAUGUGCCACGCCAUCGAACGCACCAGGCAUCACCUGUUUGCACAGAACAUGCUGACCCAGGUGGCCUUGUUCGCCAUCUCCGUCACUCUGGCCGCGUACGCCUGCAAGGUGGUCAACUGCUGCGGCCCCGCCCCUAAAAUGCCGGUGAUCACGAUGGAGACGUCGCCGCCGCCUGCCCAGCCGUGAGCCCCAACUGGAUCCCGUCGUGACUUCUCCUCCGCGUCUCUUCUUCCGUGCCCUUUUUUUUGUUCACUCGCUUGUUUGUCAUGAGCUGAGCGGAUCCCCGGCCGCCACGGGAUGGGAUCUCCUCAUUGGUGACGAGUCCCCUACCUUGUGCGUUCUAGGUUUCCAUCGGCACUUUGUCUACGCAACGGAGGCUUAGGAUUGCGACUCAAGUUAGCCCCGCCCCCUGCGUGUACCGUCCGUACACUUAAAUUGAUGAUGGGAAGUAGAAUCGUAAAUUUCUUUCCCCAAACAUUUGAUGAAACCGUGAAGGGUUCGCGUGCCAUUUCAAUUGCGUCUCCGGUCAAGUAGAUUGACGACAUCAGGGGUGCCCAAUACGUCGACGGAGCGCUAGCCUGCGCGGACUGGGAUGUCGGGAAAAAUCGAAAAAAAAAAAAAGAUGUGCGUGUAACGAAUAUCCUGUAUUUUUGUGUAAGCAUCUUGUUCGUUUCACUCUCACAAAAAAACAAGCCUAUGUGUUGAGAAAAAAAAUGCAAUUUAAAAGCAGGCCACCUGGUGGCGCGUGUAUCUGCAUCUCCGCAAGUCGUUAGCGGUCGGCCACUUGCGAUUUUGGAUUUUUAAUCUUGUCAUUAAAAUUUUGUUUUAUGUCCAAUUCUUGGGUCAAAAAAAAAAAAAAGGUCAGGCACCCCUGGACUAGCCGUUGGCGCUUUAAAGCCGCACUACAUUUCAAAUACCGUUGAAUUAAAACGCGUUUUUUACAGUGUUAUUUUUUUAAAAAACGGCAAAUAAACGUGGUCGUUCGGGCCAGUUCAUGAUCGGAGCGCUACAAAAAUCCUGUGGAAGGCACAAAAAAAAAAAUCUCCACCCAUUCAAUUUUAAAAGAUGCCAUCAAUCAAAGGCGGCAUGGCUUACUUGGGAAGCCGACGAAGUCAAAUGUUACGCGUCUCCGGCGCAGCCUUGCUUGAGCCGGAUGAGAUUCCCCCAUAGCACGUCGCGGUGGCAGGCGGGACAGCGCCCCCCGAUGGGCAGGAGGUGGGAGGGCUCGGGCCGCAGGAAACGCUUAGCCAGGCAGAUCACGUGGCUGCGCAUUCCGCACGACGCGUGAACGCAACGCAGCUUUUCCCAAGGCUACGGAAGGGGGGGGGGGGGGGCACAGCGCAGGCCGAUUAAUCGGCAAGACCGCCGUCUCCAGUUGCGGACGUUAAUCGCGCUCAAACAAGGAGCGCAUCCAUUGGCUUUUUUAAAAAUUAUUAUUGUUAGCAUUCGGUUUUAUUAUGUUUAUGGCAAGUUCUGGAGCGGGUUCAGCAACUUACCAUGAGAGAGCGAUUGCAGAGGAAACACCUGCAAGUCUCCUCCCGGUCUUCGCACGCGUCUCCCGGCCGCUGCUUCUUGGCCCUGACGGCCCCGAAGGCGAGGGUGACGUGCGGAGGGGGCCGAAGAGCGGGCUCAAAGUCCACCUUGUACUUGCGUUUGAGCCAGCGAGCCGUCAGCGGCAGCCUGCUCCAGGGGGCCACGCGCAGCAUGUUGGAGACCACGCGCCAGUGGAACUGCAGGCCGGACUCUUUCCUGCCGCGCCGGCAGACGUGGGCGAGGCGCCGGGAGGAGUGCGGGUUCUGCCAUGCCCACUCAAACUGACGAGAUACGAGAAAGCCUUUUCAUCAACUGCUUCAAAUUGGGAUGUCAUCCCCCCCCCCCCCGUGGUUUGCAUACGUAGAUGGAAUUCAAGCGUGUAACAAGGAAUAUAAAUGGCAGUCCCGACCGAUUGGGCAAUUUCAUCAGACAAUAUAAAAAUCUGCUGAAUCUAUACCUAUUUUGGCUACACGCAUUUUAAAUAUAUACAGUAUAUAUAUAUUUGGGGGCCAAAUAUGAGCCAAAUAUAAAAUUCGAACAUCCUGCUCACCUCCAGAUAUAGUGCAGACUUUCCUCUCCGUCAAGCAUAUGCAAUUGUAAAACUGCAAUUCAUCUUUUCAAAAUGAAAGAGCAUGAUUUCUUCUUGGUCAUUAUGAGUUUCUGACUUUCUCAUUGAAAUAAAGCAUUUUAUAAGAAAAACAA